Metarhizium acridum CQMa 102 is the source of this 1818-nucleotide messenger RNA. RefSeq lists its product as uncharacterized. Lineage: Eukaryota; Fungi; Ascomycota; Sordariomycetes; Hypocreales; Clavicipitaceae. The record is from RefSeq and is a predicted model, not a curated record.
AUGCCCGCAGUCAGGGUUGAUGUUCAAGAUGUCGAAUCUGUCUCCAGCGCCGACUCGGACGGGGUUGGCAGGAUAGACAUCGAAGAAGCCUUUCAUACUAAAAAUAGACGGCAAGGCUGGACAGUCGGACAGUCGGAUUGCUUUCAAGAUCAGGGCUUGUCAGGCGAACAAUCGGUCGUUAAGGUCGUCAAAAAAAUCUCUACUGAAAGACCAGAAACCCCGGCCAUCUCUCAACCUGGUACGCACAACGUACGUCCGUCGAUCUCGCCGCCGCCACCGCCAUUGCCUCCAAUCGUACACAACGGGGUCAAUUACGGUAGCCACGAAGCCAAUGAUUUCUACGGAAAUCGUUCACACAUCAUCAUACACUCAAAGUACCUCACAGACGCCCUAAAGGCUGUGGUAGCACACUAUCCGGGCUUUCAUCUCCAAACCUCGCCAGUAACCAUUAACGCACCGUAUUAUGCAUUGUACCAUCAUUGGCGGGAGCUUGCUGCUUACAGCAGUAACCAGCCAUCGAAACACGACGAGGUAUACAAGGCGACUACAUCUCACCACAUUGAUGUGCUGCUGCAGUUUCUAGAUGCCACUUUUGGGGCCGACUUCCGUGAGAAAGAAGCCCGGCACAAACUUGACAAUCCAGUCACUACGCAUGAGUGGUGUUGGACCUUGUUCAAGCCCGGCCAGGUCGUCUAUGCCAAAAUGCACGGGACGUGGUCCGCCUACAUUGUCAGCGGCAUCAAAGGCCCGAGGGUGACGGACGGAGGAUACGACGUAUAUGCAUGGUUUGUCCGAGCGCGUGGCAACACCCUUGCCAGGGUAUUUACCAAGUUCUCGGAAGAGACGUGGGAGGGUGAAGUCCCAAUCACUAGCCUCGCAGUGGUCCCUGAAGAAUAUUGGACGGACGACCUGCAAGGCCAGGAUGGAAAGAAGCCAAGAGUGCCCUUGCGCAAGAAGCUCAUCGAAGAAGGGAAAUUGCUUUGGGAGCUUCUCAAAGAGCCCACCUCCAAGCAAUACGACGGUGAGCUUGUCGGCGAAGGCAUACAAAUCAAGGAUACUCAGAAGGGACUCGUAUCAGGACGUGUCAUUUGCGACUCGUCUGGGUUUGAAGAAUACUGCCCAGACAAGAAGCAGCAACCGCAAUGCCAAUCAAGACCAACACGUCCAAGAUCACCACCUCCAAAGGACCAAUGGGACUUGAAUCGACUUCCACAGGCUCGCCCUCGUUGUGCCUGCCGUCAUUGCAUGUCCAACCGAGGAAAUUACCCUGAAAAAGUCAUAUUCCAUGAGUUCAAACCGCUCACCCCUGACAUCCACGAAACGCCCACAACCGCCCUCUUCUAUCUCGUGUGCAGCGGACUCGUACCCGGCCUCAUAAUGGCCUCCCGCCGCUGGGGCACCUUCCAAAUCUCCAAUCUCUGGACGUCAAACAGGACAAAGAAGCAUUCAAGCAAAGGCCGCAUCUUCCUCCUCCACGGCCAGCCAGGCGUCGGCAAAACCUCAACGGCAGAAUGCAUCGCCGGGCUCGCCAACCGGCCCCUCAUGGCCCUCACAUCCGGCGACCUCCUCAGCUCCCUCGACGACGUGGAGGGGAGCCUGGCCUACUUCCUCGCGCUGGGCCAGCGCUACGGUGCGCUCGUCCUCCUCGACGAGGCCGACGUCUACCUUGAGCACCGGACCGCCAGCGACGUUGCCCGCAACGGCCUGGUGUCCUCCGCGCACUCGAAUACACCGCGGCGUGCUGUUCCUCACCACCAACCGGGUACAGUCGUUCGACGCCGCGUUCCUCAGCCGGAUUCAUGUCGCGCUGCACUAUAA